Colletotrichum costaricense is the source of this 270-nucleotide messenger RNA. RefSeq lists its product as uncharacterized. The record is from RefSeq and is a predicted model, not a curated record. Lineage: Eukaryota; Fungi; Ascomycota; Sordariomycetes; Glomerellales; Glomerellaceae. The transcript has a single exon. The coding region runs from base 1 to 270 and encodes 89 amino acids.
AUGCUAGAGCUUGCAUUCCUGGACGACCGACCGCCCGCCCGCGUGGGCGGCGUGGCAUGGCAAAGAGAUAGCUCCCGCCUCAGCAAGCCAGAGCAGCGAGUGCGGUGUGGCGGCUGGUAUCGGUACAUCAAACAUGUACAUGCCGUUCUCCCUGCCGGAUCCUCGUCCUCAGGGUCCCGCGCAUUUCCCAUCCUCCCCAGCAUCGAGCCCCAGGCGUGGGGUGAAAGCGGUGGGGAGAAGGAGACGGCAGAAUAUUGGAUACGACGCUAG